Olea europaea var. sylvestris is the source of this 1605-nucleotide messenger RNA. RefSeq lists its product as uncharacterized. The transcript has 3 exons. The record is from RefSeq and is a predicted model, not a curated record. Bases 930 to 1409 code for a protein of 159 amino acids. Lineage: Eukaryota; Viridiplantae; Streptophyta; Magnoliopsida; Lamiales; Oleaceae.
GAGAAAAAUGCAUUUUGAAAAAAGGGGGUACCAAACGGGAGCUUAGAGACUGUUUGGUAGCCAUUUUCACUUAUCCAAAAUUAAUUAUUCGAACGUUGCCACCCACUUGUCUGACACCCCUGCAUCAUUAUACAGUACAUCAUUUUUUCUCUUUCCCUCACAAUCCCCCUCCCACUUGCCACCCACUUGUUUGACAACCCCUGCAUGCAUAAAAAAGUACAUGAAUUUUUCUCUCUCUCACAAUGCCCCUCCUACCGACACUUUCUUUCACCAACCUUCAGCUCCAAACCCGGCAAGAGUCUACCUACCCAAUACACUGGCCGAAUAUUUCACCUUCCCAUGCCGUGAACACGUCCCAUAGCAACCGUCACCAAUUCCUAUCAGUUCCCAGCUGUACGACGACGCCAAAACGACACAGCGCCGGUGACAAACAAUGGAUCACGUCGAGAAACAGGCAGGACACCUUGCUGGAGGACCUUCCUACCCUGCAAUGAGGACGUCCGACAACCGGCCACGAAGUCAUAUCCUUGCUGGAGCCCAGAUGCCAAUCGAGCCUUCAUUGCAGUGUGCGAGAUCGCCAUUGCCGAGGGGCACCGAAAUAGGAGGUGUUUCACCAAACACGACUGGAAACGGGUUGGCUCACUCUUCAACUCAGUGACCGGCCAUAACUAGAGCCAACAACAAUUGCGAAAUCAUUGGGAUUCAAUGCGCCGAACAUACAAGCGUCUAUCAGAGCUUGUCAAUAGCAGUGGAAUCGAGUAUAACGACGCUACCAGUCGAAUCGUUACUUCUGAAGAAUGGUGGAACCGAAACAUUAAGGAGAACGUGAUCUAUAAAGACUUCAAAGAUAGAGACGUCAAGGAGAUAUACAUAAAAUAUCGUCAGCUAUUCGACGACAGCUACGAGGCAGACAAGUACGCUAUCACACAAUGAAGUUGUGCAGAACGGGAUUUAGCCUGAAUGAGGAUAGUGUGCUCGAGGACAAUAGGGAUGCAAUCCCGGUGGACGAUGAGAGCAGUGGUUCAAGUGACGAAGCCGAACAGAUGGGGGUUCGUGCCUGCUAUAACGUUUCUAGCACCACAGAUAGCAAUAAAAGGAAGUCUUCUAGCGAGCAGCGGAGGGGCAGGAAGAAAAAGAUGUCUGCUCAUGAACUGUCCUUCUCAGUAGUCCGCGCCACCAGUGCGACGGAAGAAGUGAUGGCGAAGAUUCAUACAAUGAUGACUUCAAAUAAAAGCGCUGGCGUGAACUGUGUCAAAGAGUUGCUAGCGACAGGCCGGCUCGAGCGGUGUACACCUUUUUACUUUUACAUAUGCCAGUUUCUGGCCCAUAAGCAGUACAGUGACAUGCUCGCCAUCAUGAGAGACGCGGAUGAAAAAUUUGAGUGGAUCGAGUGGAUGUUGAAAGCCUAAGAUGGUUAUAGUAAUUUUUUCGAAGAAUAGUUUUAUGCAUACAAUUAAUUCUCACUUAAAUGUAGCAAUUAGUCAAAUAUGAAUAGGAAUGAAGACUAAGAUAAAUUCACAAGUAAUAAAUAAAAACAAGGAUAAGUAAAAGGGAAGAGAAGUCAAACGAUAUGAUAUGGAGGUUCAAUCCAAUGCAAUGAUCUAC